Messenger RNA from Babesia ovata, 495 nucleotides. RefSeq lists its product as uncharacterized. The record is from RefSeq and is a predicted model, not a curated record. The transcript has a single exon. Bases 1 to 495 code for a protein of 164 amino acids. NCBI's taxonomy places the organism in Eukaryota, Apicomplexa, Aconoidasida, Piroplasmida, Babesiidae.
AUGAUAAGGAGGCUACAAAGGCCUGUAUCUGCGACGUAUCGCUUUUACACUGCCGGCUUAGACACCAACGCCCGCCGGCACAUGGCGGCCUCGGCGAUGCUCGGCAGCGUCGCCCCGCCGCCGUUGUUCACCCGAGUUGCAGACCUCAGGGCUGCGCAGCUGCACAGUGGCACCUGCCCGGCAAACUCCGAGCAGGCUACGGCCUUAAGCGGCAGCGACGGCGGUUCGGACGGGGCAGUCGCAUGCUCGGGCGAUGAGGAUGACACCGAGGGAACAGAAAGCGGUAGGGUCGCACGCCGCGGCAAAGAUGGCGACCCACCACCGACAGAUGACGACACAGGCAUCACACAGGCCCAUGUGGCCGCCGCCGAGAAUGAGGAUCUCUCCGACGGGGCCUGUAAGAACGGGUUCAAGGAGUACGGGAACGUCUACGAGAAGCACGAGCCCACCAUGUUCGGCGACUGGAGCCACAUGGGCCGAGUCACGGACUUCUGA